This is a messenger RNA of Tetrahymena thermophila SB210, 639 nucleotides long. RefSeq lists its product as hypothetical. The record is from RefSeq and is a predicted model, not a curated record. NCBI's taxonomy places the organism in Eukaryota, Ciliophora, Oligohymenophorea, Hymenostomatida, Tetrahymenidae. The transcript has a single exon.
AUGGAAGUAGGAAAAUAAUAAUAAUAUUAUUUAAAGGAUGCAAAUAGUAUAUUUAUGAAAGAGCAUGCUUUUAGUAAAUCAGAAUAAGAGGAUGAAAACAGUUCGAUUUCAACCAGAAGCUAUGAAAUGAAAGUGACAAAGCUAUGGGGAUAAAAUUAUAAUAACAAAUGCGUAAAAACAUAAACAAUAAUUAAAAUUAAUGGCGAAGCCUUCUCUGAAAGCAUAGAAGAAAACGAAAACAUCAAUAAGCACAACCAAUAUACACUUAAAACAAAUAAUCUGAUUAAAAACAUUCUUAAACAAUUCUAUAAGUUUUUGAUAAAAAAAUAAAAUAUUUAACUGGUUUCUGAAUUUAUUUUCGAAAAACCUGCGCCAUAUUCAAUCAAACUCGUUAAGAAAUAUUUUGACAAAUUCAAUUAUAAUAACUUUUCCCUUAUUAAAAUAAUAAAGCAUUAAAAUUAUGGCAGGGGUUUUGAAUAUUUUUUAACAUUUGAAGCGCUUGAUGUACUAUAAUCAAGUAAAGUGAAGAAUAUGUAGUAGCAUAUAGAUUGUAUUUAAUACCUCAAAGAAUGCUGUGUAAAUCAAGAACAAAUAAAUGAAAUAAACUUUUAUAAAAAAAAUAAAUGCUUCUAGUUUUGA